AUGUCACAUCGUGGAUUAUCAGAAGGUAAAACGGAAUAUUUAGAAAUUGGUGAAUACAAUUUCACAUGGCCAGGUGAAAACGGAUCCCUCCAUGACUUGGGAUCUUUAAAUUAUACUAUGCCGUCAGGCUUUAUGUUGUAUUCAGUGUGGGCGUGGCAUGUGAUUUGUUCUCCUGAUGCAUUUUCAUGGAAUUUCGGCUUCGUGUUUUUGAACUUAGCACAGGUGGUAUACUUGGUUUACGAGAUGAGACCAGUAAAGUUUGACCCUGAACUUGAAGAAGUUUACCAUACACUUUUUGAGCCCUUUAAGGUGUCAAGGCUUCAAUUCAAGCGAAUGGUGUCACCAGACUUUGCACACGUUAUGUCACUCCAUGCAGGCGAAGCAUAUGCUAUGCAGAACCUCACGAAGACAGACAGACUCGGCCUAUUGCUGUCUGGAAAGGUCAACGUGAUGAGCGGACACCAGUUUCUUCAUCCCAUACUUCCUUGUGAAUUUCUUGACUCUCCAGAGUUUGAAUCCAGUCGUGCCACUAUUGAGGAAAAGUUUAAGGUGUCUAUAGUGGCAGCAUCAUCGUGUCGCUACGUAUAUUGGCAACGAAGUUCCCUGGAAUACCUCUUCGUGAAGGAACCAUAUCUUGCCUCCGUGGUGACGACGUUGAUCGCACGCGACAUUACUACCAAAUUGUACGCUAUGAAUAACAAGAUUGUGACCGAGAGGGGUUCACAUCUAGAUAUUAGAUUACCAAGUAUAUCCCACGCGUUAGCUAAGAGCCCAAGGAAGUUACGUUCUGCGAACAAACCACCACCGCCGACCACUGUACAACCGGUGCCACCUGAAAAACGGACAAAUUACUGGUCUCGAGAGGUCGAAAGUGCAAUACCAAGUCUGAGGAAACGGAAUGGCGUAGCAGCUUCACUCCCGGAAGACGAUGAAGAAUUGAUUCCCUUAGCUGCUCACGAAGCACCAGCCGCGUCUUCAGAUGAUCUAUCUAUAGCUGAUAGUUGUCCCGAUACCUCCUCUAAAUACCACAGUUGCGAAGCAGUUGAAACAGACGAUGAACUAAAACAUUAG
Molecule: messenger RNA, 1071 nt
Organism: Leptosia nina
Lineage: Eukaryota; Metazoa; Arthropoda; Insecta; Lepidoptera; Pieridae
Source: the annotation of a GenBank genome assembly